This is a messenger RNA of Cuscuta campestris, 2477 nucleotides long. NCBI's taxonomy places the organism in Eukaryota, Viridiplantae, Streptophyta, Magnoliopsida, Solanales, Convolvulaceae. The record is from the annotation of a GenBank genome assembly.
ACUUGGGCAUCCAAUAAGAGAUCUUGCCAAUAUGAUGCUCUAAGAGAUCUCGGCCAACGUAAAGUUUUUAUGUGCACAUAGCCGCCAAGACAUAUCCCAUGAUCGGUGACGGGACGGCGGCGGCGAAUGUGAGCAACAACCACCACCCUGCAAUCUUUCUACCUUCAUCUUCCACCGCGUCUCACUCCCACCAUCAUCACCUUCUCUCUUCUGUCCCUUCCGACGCCACCUGCAAGAUGGCCAGAAAGCGUGCCGCCUCAGAGAUGGAGCUCCAGACCGGUGCCGGAGUAGCCGAGCACAACAGGUUCCUCCGGCGUGCUGCGGCGGCCAUGAACGUCCCUGUCCCCGGCGAUUUAAGGGUUCCCCCGAAUAGUUUCAGGGAAGAGGAUAGUGUCCCUGUCCCCGUCGUCAGCUACUCCGCCGCUAUGCAGCAACCGCCGCCGCCAAUGGCCUCCUCUCUUUCAGGAAUGCCGAUGACGUCAGGGUGUGAGGCCACACAUUUGGGUUUCUUGGAGCCGUUACCACCCAAUGAAAUCCCGAACGAGCCUCCUCCUUUUCCCAUGUGUGUUUUCUCCGGUUUGCCCCUCUUCCCCGCCCAGACUCUGACCCGAAACGUCUCCUCCGCCGUACAACCGCCGCCUGUGAUGGGGAGCUACGGCGGUUCCGGCGACGGCCCGAUGGCGUGGAUCGACGGCAUCAUUAAGGAUCUAAUCCACAGCUCAACGCAGGUGUCGAUUCCUCAGCUGAUACAGAACGUGAGAGAGAUCAUUCACCCGUGUAACCCUAACCUCGCCGCCCUCCUCGAGUACCGCCUCCGCUCCCUCGCCGAUCCUCUCGCCGCCCUCCUCGAGUCCCGCCACCAGCAGGGCCAUUAUCAACCACUUCAGGUACCGGAACCCAUGUGGGAGGCGACUCUGCCACCUCCGCCCGCCGUCCCUGCACCAGCUCCGAGGCACCCCGAUCCCCACCCGCCGCCGCCGCCGCAACCGCAGCUCAUGCCGGACAGCUCCCCCAACCUGCCGCCGCCAUAUGCUCCGUCUGGCCCUCCGAAUUCCAUCAUGAAGCGCCAAGAGCCGCAAAAACCAAAACAGGGAAAGCCGGCUCCGGAAAAUACAGAUCACCACGAAAAGAAACAGGAAUCCGAGUCUCCGGCGGCGGGAGAGAAAAACAAAGCGGCGGCGGCGGCGUUGGUCAGGAGAUCAGAGAUGGAGCAGCAGAGGAAAGACGAAGAAGGGCUCCACCUACUAACCCUCCUCCUACAGUGCGCGGAGGCCGUGGCCGCCGACAAGACAGAGGAAGCGAACGAAAUGCUUCUCCAAGUGUCGGAACUCUCCACCCCAUUCGGGACAUCGGCCCAGCGAGUGGCGGCUUACUUCUCGGAAGCCAUGUCCGCCAGGCUGGUGAACUCCUCCCUGGGAAUCUUCGCGGCGGCGCCGAUCAGCUCGCUGCCGCAGAGCCUGACCCAGAAAAUGGGCGCCGCCUUCCAGGUCUUCAACGGGAUCAGCCCCUUCGUGAAAUUCUCCCACUUCACGGCAAACCAAGCAAUCCAAGAAGCGUUCGAGAGAGAGGAGAGGGUCCACAUAAUCGACCUGGACAUAAUGCAGGGGCUGCAAUGGCCGGGCCUGUUCCACAUCCUGGCAUCCCGGCCGGCCGGGCCGCCGCUGGUGCGGCUGACGGGGCUGGGGACGUCGAUGGAGGCGCUGGAGGCGACCGGGAAACGGUUGUCGGAGUUCGCGCAGAAACUGGGUUUGCCGUUUGAGUUCUACCCGGUGGCGGAGAAGGUCGGGAACUUGGAUCCGGAGAGGCUGAAUGUCGGGGCGGGGAAGCAGAGGGGGGAGGCGGUCGCCGUUCACUGGUUGCAGCAUUCUCUGUAUGACGUCACCGGCUCGGACGCCAAUACCCUCUGGCUCUUGCAAAGAUUGGCUCCAAAAGUGGUGACGGUAGUGGAACAAGACUUGAGCCACGCAGGGUCUUUUUUGGGGAGAUUCGUGGAGGCGAUCCACUACUACUCGGCGUUGUUCGAUUCGCUGGGGGCGUGCUACGGGGAGGAGAGUGAGGAGCGGCACGCGGUGGAGCAGCAGCUCCUCUCCAAGGAGAUACGCAAUGUGCUGGCGGUGGGGGGCCCGUCACGGACGGGGGAGGUCAAGUUCAACAACUGGAGGGAGAAGCUCCAGCAGUCGGGAUUCCGGGGAGUGUCUCUGGCCGGAAACUCCGCCGCUCAGGCCACUCUGCUGCUCGGAAUGUUCAACUCCGAUGGGUACACGUUGGCGGAGGACAAUGGGGCCCUCAAGCUUGGCUGGAAGGAUCUCUGCUUGCUCACUGCUUCUGCAUGGAGGCCUCCUCCUCUCCAGCCUCAAUAAUAUUUAUAUAUUUCACUCCCUAAAUAUAUAUAAUGCAAAUUUCCAUAUCUCCAUCUCUCUCUUUUUACCUUCAUUACUAUGUUCCGUUUAAAAACAAAUUAAAAUGAUUCUCUUUUU